AUGGCCAACUUCUCCAACCCUGAAUCCGUGACCGCCGCCAUCGCCGAGGUCCUCAACUCCACUGCCAGGAGCGGAUGGGUGCUUGUGGGCUACGAGAACGAUUCGUCGCUCGUCCUGCAGGGUAAGGGCACCGGUGGCCCCGAGGAGGUGAGGGAUCACCUUCAGGACGACAAGGUGCAGUACUUCAUCGUGCGCGUCUUCUACCCCAAGGACAACGCCGAGACCACCCGCGACGUCUUCGUGGCCUGGACCGGCCCCAAGGUUGCCCGCGUUGCCGCCGCCAAGAAGGCCACCCACGCUGGCGUCGUCCAGAGCGUCCUCAAGCCCUCGCACGCGCAGAUUACCUGCGUGAACAAGAACAAGCUCACUCUCGGCGAGGUGCUCGACAAGUCUGCCCCCCUCUCCGGCUCGCACCACAUCGAGUAA
Acanthamoeba castellanii str. Neff is the source of this 426-nucleotide messenger RNA. Its product is annotated as Cofilin/tropomyosin-type actin-binding protein. The record is from RefSeq and is a predicted model, not a curated record. Gene Ontology annotation, molecular function: actin filament binding. The transcript has 3 exons. Bases 1 to 426 code for a protein of 141 amino acids. Gene Ontology annotation, biological process: regulation of actin filament polymerization. Gene Ontology annotation, cellular component: actin filament; plasma membrane; site of polarized growth. Lineage: Eukaryota; Discosea; Longamoebia; Acanthamoebidae.